AUGGCUGGCAUUUUGCAUUACUUGACGUACUUCCUCGGCCGCUUGUUCUACCCCUUCCGAGGCCAUGACUCCCGCCAGUUCAUCUAUAGCCCGGCAUUCAAAGAUAUACCCAAGCCGAACAUGACCCUUGAGUGUAAAGAAUGUGGUCCGUCGGGCUCGAAGCUUCUUCUGCAUCAUACCUCCCUCGCUGAAGAUGGCAUCGGCUGCAUUCCCGAACUGAAAUGGACACCCCCACAAGUCACCGAGCCCGUCAAGGAAUAUGUCUUGAUUAGCGAGGACAUCGACUUACCAAUUCCAUUCCUCGUUAUCCAUCAUGGCCUGUUUUGGGGAAUCAAUCCUUCCCACCGAGCUGUUACUCCACUGCAGACCAAUGUGCCGAAGGACAAUCCGAAGCGGCAGACUAAUUCCGCGUGGAACUACGUACCCAACCUCCGAGGCGCAGCUUAUAUCGGUGCAAGCCCUGUCCUCGGUCAUGGAACCCACCGAUAUGUCUUCACCAUCAUCGCGCUAAAGGAAACCCUCGAAUUCGAUUUCCCUGAGAAGGUCAGCAAAUCGGACAUCAACAAAGCCAUCACUGGCAAGGUUAUUGGUUGGGGUCAAUGGGUUGGGGAAUUUGAGCGCCCCUGGCCCAACUAA
This is a messenger RNA of Penicillium pulvis, 636 nucleotides long. Its product is annotated as YbhB/YbcL family Raf kinase inhibitor-like protein. The record is from RefSeq and is a predicted model, not a curated record. Lineage: Eukaryota; Fungi; Ascomycota; Eurotiomycetes; Eurotiales; Aspergillaceae. The transcript has a single exon. The coding region runs from base 1 to 636 and encodes 211 amino acids.